Engraulis encrasicolus (European anchovy) is the source of this 8253-nucleotide messenger RNA. RefSeq names its product retinoblastoma binding protein 6 (gene rbbp6). Bases 1094 to 7276 code for a protein of 2060 amino acids. The record is from RefSeq and is a predicted model, not a curated record. Gene Ontology annotation, molecular function: zinc ion binding; ubiquitin protein ligase activity; nucleic acid binding. Lineage: Eukaryota; Metazoa; Chordata; Actinopteri; Clupeiformes; Engraulidae. Gene Ontology annotation, biological process: protein ubiquitination; ubiquitin-dependent protein catabolic process. Gene Ontology annotation, cellular component: nucleus. The transcript is spliced from 18 exons.
CGAUGGUCGCUGCGGAAACCCCAAUGAUACAAACUAGUGUCUGUUGAGGUUAUAUUUGUAGAUAAGGUGACAACGAGUUGCGGGAACGUUCCCACAUUCGGGCGGUGUAGAAAUAUAUCGUUACUCUUUUGUAAAUAUACUUUAAUUGUAAUUAAAAAUAACAUAUUCAAGCUUAGGCUUUGUUUCGUGUAGUCAGUUUGCUCGCUAUCUCGUGGUAGGUUACGUCGUUUUUUUGUUUUGGAAAGGAAGCCAGGAGGCCAUUUUGAGGCCUUGUGAAAUCAACGAAGCUUUCACCUCUGAUUUUCUUUUCAGUGAUAUUGCUUUUCGUUUGGAUUUUUCUCUCCUCAGUUAGCGUAUGGCUUUGGAUAUCUGGACUUAACGUUGCCAUUGGACUGGAUUGCUCAGUAGGCUUCACGGAUAUUGCUCAACAACUGACCAUGGCAAUUGGACUUUGCUGCCUUUCAUUCACGGGACUUUAAACGAGACCUGUCGCCAGUUCAGCCGUCCAUAAUUUCAAUCUCGGAACUCUUAACGGACAGUUGAGCAACAUUUCAUUGUGUGGAAGAUUUUGGACUUGAUCAAUUUCGCAGGGUGAAUACCCUUGAAAGUCUUAUUUGGACAUUUGUUACGUCUGCUUCUGGAAGAGUAUUGGUUGUCAUGGCAUUCAUUGUGACGAACUGAAAAAAGAACUUAUCCACCACGAUACAAAUGGCAAGGUUUCUCAACCACUGAGUUAGUUUACUUGCUAGCUGGUUGCUGAGCACACCAGUGGAUAUUUAUUCGCAUAAUAUUACAUUUUCUUUAUCUGUUGAAUUCUCCUCCAUUUUGUAUAUUGCUGGCUGGAUAGAGUGCUAGUUCUGGGUAGCAAGCAAGUAUUAACUUGCCACCCUCACAGCCUGGCCAUGUUGGAUGCCCGAGUUUAGCUGUUAGCAAAAUGGGGAACCAAAAUGGUUGGUUUGCAGCGUAUUAGCGUGUACGGCUAACUGACUGGUAUUGUGGGUUUUUUUUAAACAUUGUAUGCAGGCUAUUUAGCAAAACUUCGAGAGGGGUGACAUUGGUUUGUUGUAUAAAUCGCUAGCAAGGACCUGUCAACAUGUCGUGUGUUCAUUACAAGUUUUCAUCCAAGCUAAACUAUGACACGGUCACGUUUGAUGGCCUCCAUAUCACGCUGAGUGAUCUGAAAAGACAGAUCAUGGGCCGGGAAAAGCUGAAGGCUGCUGACUGUGACCUGCAGAUUACCAACGCGCAGACGAAAGAAGAGUACACAGAUGAUGGCGCACUCAUACCAAAAAAUUCCUCGGUCAUCAUCAGACGAAUCCCAAUUGGAGGUGUCAAGGCAACAAGUAAAACAUUUGUUAUUGAUCGAUCAGAAAUGCCAAGUGGAUCAUCCAAAGCAAUUGAUGACUCUCCUGCCCCAAUUUCUUUGGCCCAACUCUCCAAGACCCCUAAUCUGGCUGAGGCGAAUGCAUCCGAGGAAGACAAAAUUAAAGCUAUGAUGUCUCAGUCGAAUCACGACUAUGAUCCAAUACAUUUCACAAAGAAGUUUGGGGUCGGGCCUCCUCCACCGAACUACACCUGCUACCGCUGUGGAAAAAAUGGACAUUACAUACGCAACUGCCCCAUCCAGGGGGUGAGUAAGCAGGAGAAGGGCUACGAGGCUCCGCAGCGGAUCAAGAAGAGCACGGGCAUCCCUCGGAGUUUCAUGGUGGAGGUGAACGACCCAAGCAUGAAGGGGGCCAUGCUUACAAACACCGGCCGCUACGCCAUCCCCACCAUAGAUGCGGAGGCCUAUGCCAUUGGCAAGAAGGAGAAGCCUCCGUUCCUGCCCCAGGAACAGUCGUCGUCCUCCGAGGAAGAGGACCCAGUCCCUGACGAGCUGCUGUGUCUCCUCUGCAAAGACCUCAUGACCGACGCUGUUGUCAUCCCCUGCUGCGGAAACAGCUACUGCGACGAAUGUAUCCGUACCUCCUUGCUUGAGACGGAAGAGCACACCUGUCCCACAUGCAGCCAAUCCGACGUCUCUCCAGAUACCUUAAUUGCCAACAAGUUCCUGCGCCAGGCUGUGAACAAUUUCAAAAACGAGACCGGCUACACCAAGCGAAUCCGCAAGGCCAACCAGGCUCAGCAGGCCCAGCAGGCAGCACCCCAGGGCCGUGUGCAGCGCCCCGUGCAGGUCAUUCGCCCCCCCAACUCCCGUCAGCAGGACCCUCUGAUGCCCAGGACCGUGCCCGCUGCCGUGCCCGCCGCUACUGCUGCUAACACCCCACCCCACGUCUCCUCAACGCCUGCCGUGCCUGCUAUGCCCUCCUCCGCGGCCACACCGCCGCCCUCCAGCAGCACGCCCCCUCCAUCCAGCUCAGACCCCCUGGUGAACAGCAGCGCCUCCCCCAGUGCUGGGAGCUACAGCCCGGCGGCCAUGUCGUCUUCUCCACAGCGGCCCGUCAUCAAGCAGGAGGAGGACAGCCUGCCGCCCAUUACCAGCAGGGAGCCUGAGCCUGUGAUUCCAGCUCCAUCUGUGACUGUGUCCGAGCAGUCCGGUCCCCCACCUCUCAUUCCAAAGGGAUUCCAUGUUCCUGUGCUUGGGCAGCCGCACGGGCCUCCACAGGGGCCGCCGCACGGGCUGCCACACGGGCCUCCACACGGGCCUCCACACGGGCCUCCACACGGGCCUCCACACCAGAGUCACCCCCCCAUGCAGAGAUCAGGCCACCAAGGACCACCUCGAUCUAGUGGUCCACGACCCAGUGGGCGACCCGGAUGGGAGCCCCACCACUCUGGCCGAGGCGGGCGUAUGCAUGGUGAUCGGCCGCCGCGCUCCCAUGGUCCACCUGUGCAGCAGCAGCCGCCACCUCCGCAGCAGCAGCAGCCGCCCCCUCUCCAGCCCCAGCAGCCCCCUCUGCAACCCCCUCCUCCUGUGGCUCCCAAUAUGUACGGGGUGGCUCCCCCCUCCCUCUACGGCCCUCCGCAGCACCCCAUGCCCCCCCAGCCGCCUAACAUGCCGCCCCAGCAGUACCCCUUACCUUACAACCCGGGGCAGCAGCCAGCACCCAGCUACAACGUGCCCCCUCCCGGGUAUCCGCCGGCUCUGCCCAGCGUGGGUGCCCCCCCCUGGGUUCCCCCCGGUAACCAGCCUCCCGUCGCCAACCCCGUGCCCCCUCAGCCCUUCCUCUCCCGGGAGGAGUUCUACAGGCAGCAGCGGAGGCUGAAGGAGGAUUCGCAAUGUCGAUUCAUUACCAGGGAGAAGUCUAAAUUGGAGAAGUUCACCAAUGACUUUGCCAAAGAGCUCCUGGAGUAUAGGAAGAUCCAAAAGGAGAGGAGACGAUCCUAUUCCAGAUCCAGGUCUUACAGGGGCUCAUCCUACAGCGGAUCCUCUUACAGCUACUCCAAGUCCCGCUCCAGAUCCCGCUCCAGAUCCCGGUCGUAUUCCCGCUCCAUCAGCCGCUCUCGCUCCCGGUCCCGCUCUCGCUCGUACUCCCGCUCGCCUUACUCCCGGCGUGGAAGAGGCGGCCGCAGCCGGAGCUACCGGUCCAGGUCCCGCUCGCACGGGUACCACCGCUCCCGCACCCGCUCCCGCUCGCCCUCCUUCCGUGGCCGAGACGUCGGCCCCGGCGGUGGCGGUGGCAGCGGCCCCAUGGGAGGCGGCGGCGGUGGUCCACCCUACCGCUCACGCUCCAGAUCCCCCCCGCCAUACAGGCCCCACAGUCCUCCCAACAAGAAGCCGGGCCCUCCGCCUCUACUCGACCUCGACCGCGACCGCAAAUACACGGGCCGCUUCAGGGACCCCAUCCCCUACGACCUCAAGGCCUGCUACGGACGGGAAGUGGACAUGUCCGACCCCUACGAGAGGGAGAGGUACAAGCAGUGGGAGAGAGAGUACCGGGAGUGGUACGACAAGUACGGGAAGUCCUACCACAGCGCCCAGGCAGAGCAGAGGGAGGGUGGGAGCAGAGGCAGGGCCCCCUUGCUCGCGAGGGAACCCUACACCCCGGAGAGGGAGAGGGAAAGAGACAGAGACCGAGACCGAGACAGGGACAGGGACAGGGAAAGGGAAAGAGAGAGGGACAGGGGGUCCUUGUUACGCCAGAAGGAGAACUCCCCAUAUGCGCGGGGUAGAGACCGUCGAGAGGACUACUCCCCUCCUCCUCCGACACACAGUAGUAGUAGUAGUGGUGGUGGUGGAGGAGGACCAGGUAGUGGUCCUGGUGGUGGCCCGCUGUCAAAAGUACGCACUGCUGCCAGCUCCUUGACAUACCAGGAGAGGUGUGCAGAGAAAUAUCAUGUGUAUCCCAUGAACAGUGGGCCGGGUCCGGGUCUGGGACCUGGGCCGGGUCUGGGUCUUGGUCCUGGGCCCAUCCGUGGAGCCGGCCUCUUGGGCAAGGAGCCCCUGAAAGGGCUGAAGGAGAGAGAGCCACUCCUUGGCUUUGCGCCGGGCGACCCCAAGGGGCUGAAGCACAAGAAGCACAGGAAGAAAAGGAAGGGUGACGACGGAGACAUGUACAGCCACUCGGACUCCAUGGAGGACACCAGGAAGUAUGACCGCAAAGGGGAUGGUCCCCUCAUGGCCUCGAGCCGCGACGACGCCACUCCGGUGAGAGACGAGCCCAUGGACGCCGCUGCAGUUCCUCAUUACAAGAGUGCCUCGGACAAAGAGAAGAAAGAGAAGAUGAAGGGGAAAGUGGAGAAGGUGAAGAGAAAGGCAGAGAACAGCAGCGCCUCCAAGAAAGAAUCAUCCGGAAAGACCUCCUCCAAGUCCUCCAAACACAAAACGGGAGACCUGGAGCGUUUGGGUGAGCGUUUAGGUGAGCCUCCGUUCAAGCGCACCAAGGAGGACUUGCCCCACAAGACGGACGGUAUCAAGAUGCCCAGCGCUGUCAAAGAGGAGAAGGCUCUCCUGCCCCGGAAAGUGCCAAAACAAGCAAAGCACCAUCAAGAUGUCAAACCGAGCAAAGAGGAUUCAAAGUCCAAGAAAGACCCCACCAUUAAGUCCGACAAAGGUCUUGUCAAAGAGGCAAAGCCCAAAAAGGACGUCGAGAAGAGCAUCAAAACAGAGGAGAAACAUUUGGUCAAGGCAGGAGAAGCAAAGCCAGAAAAAAGAAGGAGAAAAGAGGAUGGCGGGUCAGCCAAAGAGAUCGAUAUGCCCUCUACAAAGCCCCUUAGCGUAGAUGUUCCUGAGAUGGCCAGGGUGUCACCGAAGCCCAAAAUCAAAGCUGAGGUUGAGAAGCCUCCUGAGAAGAUCAAGCCGGCCAUCCCACCUCUGAUGGACAUCAAACCUGGUCCUCUGAGAAAGAUCAAGAUCAACCGCGAGAUUGGCAAAAGGAUCAGCACGGAGAUGGCACCUUCUCCCGAGCCAGCAGAUUUAGCCCAGAAGCCCAGACCUGAGAAAUCCAGGGGGAAGAUGCGCCGAAGAGUUCAGGCCGUGGACGGCUCGGGUUCCCUCCUGGUCGACUACACGAGCACUAGCUCUACCGGAGGCAGUCCCAUCAGAAGAAACGAUGACAAGGAUUCAAGAAAGACUGUGGUCAAGACCCUGGAAGAAUACACUAACGACAGCAGCACAGCCGCAGAGGACGAGAUCGUCUUGAUCCAAGUGCCGCGCUCCAAGUGGGAGAAGGAAGACUACGAGUCUGAGGACGACGAGUCCAAGCAGGACGCAUCCGCUCACCGCAAUGGCAACCACGCCGGGUCAGAGGGCGAUCAGAAACCGCCCAGCAGUGGGACGGCGAAGGGGAAUGACCAUGCGUCCCCCCACGCCGACAAGGCUUCCACAUCCUCCAAGGAAGGCCAACAUACAGACGGCAAGCCUUCGAAAGACUCUACUCCUAGUGACAGGGACCGAGAGGAGCGAAGGGAAACGGAGCGAGAAAGGGAGAGGGACAAGGAGCAAGAGAAGGACAAAGAGCGGGAGCGAGAGCAGGAGAUGCGGCAAAGAGACAGAGACCGCGACAAGGAACGAGAGAAGGACUGGGAUCGCGAGCGAGGAGGAGGAGGAGGAGGAGGAGGACGCGAGAGGGCGAGGGAACGAGAUCGCCCCGCCUCGGACCGCGAGUCCGCAGACAAACGCAAACCUCUCGGUUCAAACAACCUUGACCGAGAACGGACUCAAGAGCGUAGCGGUGGUGAGCACGGCAGUGAAAAGGGCUCCUCGUCCUCCUCCUCCUCAGUCCAAUCCUCUUUCAGGGACCGGCAGUCCGAGAGAUCCGAUCCAGCUGCUCGUAAGCCGGCCAGCAGAGACCACAGCGCCUCCUCGUCAGUGGAUCGUAGGCCUGACCACCGGUCCAGUGGCAAGGACCAUAUCGACGCCAAACCCAAAGAAGGCAAGUUGAGAGAACCAAUCAAGAGGAGGGAAUCCCCUUCUCUCGCCACAAGAGGGAAGGAGCGCGAUCAUCAGCCGCCACACUCUGAUGGAGGCAAACGGCCGGCCAGCUCCGAAGUGCACGUCACAGAGUCAACAGAGAAGCGACACCAGCACCAGAGUGGGUUGGAGUCAAAACGCACCGCCUCUGAGGAGCACAGGUCAGCAGAGCGGCCUGUGAGCCGAGACGGCCAAAGCACGAGGCACCCUGAAAGCAGCAGCAGCAGGCCCAGCCGAGACCUCCGCGAGCACAGCGGACACCACCACACACCCGACAACCGCACGUCUUCGCCACCUGAAGCCAGAGCAGACGGCGGGAGAGGCACAGCUGCCGCUGCCACCUCUCGAAGCGACAGAGACCGAGACCCUCAUCCUCCUCCUCCACCACCACCACCUCCUCCUCCAAAGGUCAAGCCCCUGGCCGCCCGCUCCGCCCGCCUCUCCUCUGACCUGGGCCGCGAGACGGACGAGGCGGCCUUCGUGCCGGACUACAGCGAGAGUGAGAGCGAAGCCUCGGAGGUGGAGAGCGGCGGUGGCGGCAGGGUGGAAGUCAGAGGUCGGGGGCAGGAGCGAGACGGCGCGGACAGCAGCGCCUCCCCCAGCCACAGCCACAGCCAAAGCCCCGCGGGCAGCCACGCACGCAGCAGCAGCGUAGCCAGCUCGGCCGGCAGCCAGGUGGGCGACGGCAGCAAGAAGGUCAAAACAAGUAAAGACAGCAAGGACAAGAAGGAGAAAAAAGAGAAGAAGAAACAUAAGAAACACAAGAAACACAAAAAGCACAAGAAACACCUGCAGGACGAGGAGCUGGACCCGGAGCAGAGGGCACAGAAACACAAGCAUAAGAAGAAGAAGUCGAAAAAGAGCAAGGACAAAGAGAAGGAGGAGAGGGAGGACGAGCAGAGGGAGGACAAAGUGUUCUUAUGAUGAUAUUCAGGUUGAGCCGACGGGCCUGUACUACAAAGCUGGUUCAGGAGUAAACCAGGUUCAGUUAAAAGGGGGUAAAUAGAAGAGCCUGGAGUCCUCAUUUUCACAAGAAAAUCAUCUAAUAGAAAAGCCUGGGGGUCCUCAUGAGCACCGAUGAUGAUCUACCUCUUACCUUAACCUGGUUUACUCCUGAACCAGAUUUGUAGUAUUGGCCCGACAACAUGAACCUUUUCCCACCCACUUUUUUUUUCUUUUCUUUUCUUUUUAAGAAUCUUAAAUGUGGAUGUAAAUAUGCAGAGUUUUGGUUCUUUGUUACUCCCCCUCUUGCAAGGACUACUGUUGUGAUCAUUAUCAAGACUGUGAACUGCUCACUAACUGAAUCCUUGACAAUGCUCAUCUCGAAUGCAGUCGUUACGAAGACUGACUUUACUUGAAUAAGAUGGAGGCAUUCUCUUAGACAUCUAGGGCUCUUUACAACUCGCUGUUUUUAUUUUUUAUUUUCUUCUUUCUUUUUCAUUUAAUGUAUUUAUUUUAUUUUGCGUUGGAUUUUUUUCCUCUCCUUCAAUGAAUUUGGUUUCAAUUCACCCCAAAACAGUUUCAGAACAGUAUGUUGUAGAGGAAGCACUUUAGCGAUGUGAAAAAUGAAUGAAUGUUGCUGCAGUGAUGCAGUGGAUAUCCAUAGCCUCUUGUACCUCAUAUCUUGCAUAGUCUAUGGAGAAAGGAAGAAAUCAUAUCGUAAUUAUGCCAUUAUGAGAGAAUUCAUACUUGCUUAACUGGAUAGUGACCUUUUGGCAUUGGGCACAUAAUGACAAGGGUGUGUGGCUGAUUUUUGCACUGUGAAUAAUUUCCUCUACUCUGAAAAUAAUAAUUAAAAAUAUUUUACAUAACCUUCACAUGUAAUUUAAUUUAGCUGUUGAUGUUUUUGAGGGAUGGAUUUUUUUCUGUUUUGAAGGUAAUAAAGUUUUUGCAGCAAAUUA